AUGAGUACCGAUGCAGUGCGACCAGUACAACCAGAUGACGAUCAAUAUUCAUUACGAGUGGUUGAUACUGGUGGAAGCGCCAAAGACCCAAUUCUAGAUUUAGAUCCAUUCACAUCCGUUGCACCUAUUGAUCAUAGUCUAACUGAUUCCUUACAAUAUGUAAGGGAUAAUCCAAACAAAAAGUAUAUCCUUGUGAUGAUUUUAAGAAACAACACACCACCAGAAAUUGAACAAAUAAUUAGGAAUAACCUUAGAUAUUUCACGAAUUUGUCUAUGGUUCAUUUAUUCUUCACAAAUGGUAGUCGAUUCCACAAUGCAUGGCGAAGUCGUCACGCUCCCCUGAUUCAUUCAUGCCGAUCAAUCACUGCUAACAUUUCACGUGAUCUCAGGACAAUUUGUAGCGCAUUCUGUGAUCUUAACAUUGAAUUCUGUGAUGAUCGACUCCAAGAUUGCCAACAACAACAAGAAAGAAGCAUUGGCAAUAUUUUUCAUCAUCAAAAAAUAACCUACAUUAACCUCAAACAGCAUUACACAGAUCGACAGCGCAGAGAGUGUACACAAAUCAGCGGUGCAGUAAGUGUACCUAAUUCAAAUUGA
Adineta steineri is the source of this 597-nucleotide messenger RNA. The record is from the annotation of a GenBank genome assembly. NCBI's taxonomy places the organism in Eukaryota, Metazoa, Rotifera, Eurotatoria, Adinetida, Adinetidae.